CAGAAAGCCAGCCUUCUAUUGGCAGUUUCUGGGAGACAGACACUUUCCAUCCUCCGCAGCAGUUUGCUUUUUCCCCAGGAGAUGUUUAUGAUUGAAAGGGCUCAGUUUGGGUAUUUAUCCGUUUCUCCCGUCCCCCUGGUGUUUGCUGGCAUUGCAAAUGGGCAAGGCUAACAUGAGCUGGUUGUCUCAGGAUCAUGGAAAACGUGGAGUUGAGGCUCAAGAACGCCCCGUAUUUUCGCUGUGAGAAGGGAAACGAUUCUGUCCCCGUGUGCCAGAAGUGUGAGACGUGUGUCUUGGCGUGGAAGAUCUUCUCUACCAAAGAGUGGUUCCGGAGGAUCAAUGAGAUAUCGCAGACGAGGUUUCUAGUUAGCAUUCUGGAGCAGCUAAAUAACUUAUAUUUGUUACAUUAUUUCCAAAAUAUCCUUCAGGCCACACAGGGGAAGGAUUUCAUCUAUAGCAGGUCCCGGAUCAACCUCAGCAAGAAGGAGGGGAAAACCGUGAGGUACCCCUUGAACCAGAUGUUGGAUAAAACCAUAGAACAGAAGAUGAAGGAGAUGCUGUACUGGUUUGGGAACAGCACGCACCAGACUAAGGCCAAUUACACUCUCUUGCUUCUGCAGAUGUGCGACCCCAAACUGCUGCUCACGGCUGCCAAUGUGAUCAGAGUCCUGUUUCUGAGAGGGCAGAACAAUAUCUCAGGGCUUGAUCAAGAUACCACCAAUGUGUAUUUUUUACCCGAAAGAAAGUACAGCCCCACCUCUGAGACCUCACAUGUCUAUUGGGCAGCUAAAACUCAGCAGACAUCCUUUCCUUUGUCCAGAUCCUCAAGAAGUGAAAAUGUGCAGGGGAGAGCAUCUAAUCCUGAGGGACAAUGGAAGAGUUCGCUGCAGUGUAUUUCGGAGAUGAAUAGGCUGUUUACUGGGAAAGUGAGCAUUGCCAGGUCUGGGAACAGCCCCUGCAGUCUGUUGGUUGACCUGGAAGAGGUCAAGGACGUGUCUUCUGUGUUCAGCAAAUACCGAGACUUCAUUCGUCACCUGCCCAUCCACCUCUCCAAGUACAUUUUAAGAUUUCUAGACAGAAACACCUUGAACAGGUGUGCUUUCGUGAGCCAGCACUGGGCCACCGUGGCUCAUCAGGUCAGGAUGGACAUGUCGUCGCACAUCUUCGUUCAGAACCAGAUUUCUGUCUUGCAGGGGUCCUACACGAGGGGAAUAAAUCCUAAUUACGCCAACAGGCUGCCUGUCCCAGUCCCUAAAGUGACAGAUGAGGGGAAGCGUGCGCGUGCAAAAAGCCAGAAAUGGAAGCCGAGAACGAAGAAUGACUACAGCCUGUGGACCGCAUACCAGAACCAGGAAACCCAGCAGGUCAUGAUGGAGGAGAGAAACGUUUUCUGCGGGACCUACAACGUCCGCGUCAUCUCCGACAUGUGGGACAGAAACAGAGUCAUCCACUAUGCUGGGGGAGAUUUGGUGGCCGUGUCAUCUAAUCGGAAGAUCCACCUUCUGGACAUCAUGCAAUUCACGAAGUUACCCAUGGAGUUCCGGGGCCACGCCGGGAGUGUCCGGGCCCUCUUCUUGCGUGAGGAGGAAAAGUUUCUCCUAAGCGGAAGUUAUGAUCUAAGUAUCAGAUACUGGGAUCUGAAAAGUGGGAGUUGUGUACGAAUCUUCAAUGGCCACCAGGGGACGAUCACUUGCAUAGAUUUGUAUAAGAACAGGCUAGCAUCGGGAGCAAAAGAUUGCCAGGUGAAAGAAUGGGAUUUAGACACAGGGAAGUGCCUGAAGACAUUUAAACACAAAGACCCCAUCCUGGCCACCAGGAUCAAUGACACCUACAUUGUGAGCAGCUGUGAGCGAGGGAUAGUCAAAGUGUGGCACGUUGCCAUGGCCCAGCUUGUCAAGACUCUCAGUGGCCACGAGGGAGCGGUGAAAUGCCUGUUUUUUGACGAGUGGCAUAUCCUGUCGGGCAGCACUGACGGGCUGGUCAUGGCCUGGAGCAUGGUGGGCAAGUACGAGCGCUGCCUGAUGGCCUUCAAGCACCCAAGGGAGGUGCUUCACGUGUCCCUUCUCUUCCUCCGGGUCAUCAGCGCCUGUGCAGACGGCAAGAUCCGCAUUUACAAUUUCCUCAAUGGGAACUGUCUGAAGGUGAUAAAAGCCAAUGCCAGAGGUGAUCCUGUGCUGUCCUUCUUUAUUAAGGGCAACAGGAUGGUGGUCAACACAGAGAGCAACAUCCUCCUGUUCCAGUUUGAGCCCAUAAAAUGGCAGUACGCCAACGAAAGAAGUAAACAAAAGAAGCCUAAGGAGAAAGACGAAGAAAAGGAAGAAAAUGGCCUUCUGGAAAUUCUCUCCAAGUCUAGCACUCCGAUUUACAGCCUGAGAGACUCUGUGUCCAGCAAACAAACUGUGACCGUGGACUUCCCAUCAAGUAAACCUCACAAGCCCCGUGCCGUCCAGAAGUCAGCCAAGUUGUCUGCAGCAAUGUUAACAGAACAAGGUCAAAUUCAAGAAAGGCUAAAAUCGCCCCAAAGAGAUAGCAAGAAGACAGCUUAUUCUGCUCAUAAAGAAGCACAUGGCUUGGAUGGUAGGCAAGAGACUUUGGAAGUAAAAUCUGAGGCAGGAGAUGAUGUGAUGAAAGUACAAAAACGAGGACAACUGGAAACUCCUGGAGACCUGAUCCAUCACCCAAAGAAAAAGUCCUGGAAAAUGCCUAUGUCACCUGACCGGUUCCUCCUGACUGUCAGUGCCCUGCAGCAAGCUCAUAAUUCCGGGGAAUUUGCCUAUCCCCAUAGGCCCCAAACCCAAGUCAUUGAUGCCUGGGGACCUUCAAUCUCGCACAAAAGGAAGGUCCUGAAUUUCAAAGGAAAAUCAGUCCAACAUGCAGUUGAUCGGUUGAGAUUCAGCACUCCUCCCAUUGAUGUGAAAAAAACCAAUGUUCCUCUUGAAACUCAGAAACUGCAGCCCAAUUUGAAGAAGUCUUUGCACAGUCCCAGAGUCCAGUCCACCAUCCCCCAGCCCAUGAUUAUCCGCCCCAAGUUCUCAGGCAGCUUAAAGGAAGACCAAAUGAUCAGCUCAACUGAAGGGGCAGUGCGCCGUACGGGCCCCCUGACCAGUUUGCAGGUCAUCAGACAGCACCACAUGCUAGCUCCACAGGUGAGCACAGCCACCUUGUCUCUCAAGAAAGAACGGGGUCGCUUCUGCACAGCCCUUGAUCCCCUUAGAAUGAACACCGGGUUCAUGAUGUUGACCAUGAAGGAGGAGAAAGAGUACGGGGAAGCCAGGUUGAAGGAGUACCAGGCAAGGGAGUCCAUUGCAGUGGUUGAUCCAGGAAAAGCCAGCAAAGCUGCGUGGAUCAGGAAGAUCAAAGGCCUGCCUAUUGAUAAUUUCAUGAAGCUGGGGAAAACUGCAGCCCCUGAACUUGGACAAAAUGUAUUUAUCUAAACUAGCCUUGGGAAAUUACCAUGUCUUACGAUAAACAGAAAGCCAAGUCAGGUGGA
Molecule: messenger RNA, 3490 nt
Organism: Microcebus murinus (gray mouse lemur)
Lineage: Eukaryota; Metazoa; Chordata; Mammalia; Primates; Cheirogaleidae
Gene: FBXW10B
Product: F-box and WD repeat domain containing 10B
Molecular function (GO): protein binding
Source: RefSeq, a predicted model, not a curated record